Molecule: messenger RNA, 720 nt
Organism: Letharia columbiana
Lineage: Eukaryota; Fungi; Ascomycota; Lecanoromycetes; Lecanorales; Parmeliaceae
Exons: 3
Coding region: 1-720 (239 amino acids)
Source: RefSeq, a predicted model, not a curated record
AUGCAGCGAAUUCAAGUCAUCGAUAGGCUCCUCGCUUUUUUCAAGUACGUCAAGACCCUGUCAUCUCUGACAACAAUCGGUGUGAGACGUCCAUCACCCAGGUCCAUAAUCAACCCGUCACCACGGGUAUCGAGACUCCGAUCUAUCCCAUUAUACCGGCCUCCGUAUGUAGCUUGCGGAACUACAACAGUGGUCGUAACGAGCACCAACUCAAACGGUGCUAUCACUACUUUCACCACCGCUUUAACUGCUAAAUCCGACAUUACGACAACAAACUCACUAGGAUUUACUGUAGUGGCUACGAGUACCUAUGUCAGCAUAGCUAUUGCCACCACCACUCCUACUCUGCAGACAGAAACAAGUCCCGCCUGUGCUCAGGAUAACAACACCUAUUAUAUGGCCGGUGGGUACGCCUACGAAAUCCACUGCGGCUUCGAUUUCUACGGUAGCGAUUUUUCUGGUCUGCAGACCGACAAUCUGGCGGAUUGUCUCUUGGCUUGCUCCGAUUACACUUCCGAGGCGGGUCUGUACGGUGCAAGUGGUGCAUCCUCUGUCGCCGCAAGUUCGCAAUCGGCAGGCAACGAUUGUUGCCUCAAGUACGGCAUUCAUGGAAUUGACGAUGAGAAUCCCGGAAUUCCUAGCAGUUCUGACCUUGGACCUGGAAACGCCUAUACUGGAGCAUUCGCCGGUAGUACUGGAGCCGGAAAAGUCAAUACCUGA